AUGGACGUGGACGUGGACGUGGACGUGGACAUGGACGUGGACGUGGACGUGGACAUGGACGUGGACGUGGACAUGGACGUGGACGUGGACGUGGACGUGGACGUGGACGUGGACGUGGACGUGGACGUGGACGUGGACGUGGACGUGGACGUGGACGUGGACGUGGACGUGGACGUGGACGUGACUGGACGUGGACAUGGACGUGGACGUGGACGUGGACGUGGACGUGGACGUGGACGUGGACGUGGACGUGGACGUGGACAUGGACGUGGACGUGGACGUGGACGUGGACGUGGACGUGGACAUGGACGUGGACGUGGACUGGACGUGGACGUGGACGUGGACGUGGACGUGGACAUGGACGUGGACGUGGACGUGGACGUGGACAUGGACGUGGACGUGGACGUGGACGUGGACGUGGACGUGGACAUGGACGUGGACGUGGACGUGGACGUGGACAUGGACGUGACGUGGACGUGGACGUGGACGUGGACGUGGACGUGA
Messenger RNA from Closterium sp. NIES-65, 504 nucleotides. NCBI's taxonomy places the organism in Eukaryota, Viridiplantae, Streptophyta, Zygnematophyceae, Desmidiales, Closteriaceae. The record is from the annotation of a GenBank genome assembly.